AUGGCACGAAAUAGACGAACCAGAAGGCAGACCACGUCUGCUACGCGACUCACAUAUCCUUUGCCGAACCGAGAGUCCAUGUCAUUCCCAUGCACCUACGCCAAGAAACAUGACUGCAGUGAGACUUUCAGCAGUCAGUCGGAGGCAUCCUGCCAUGCCCUCCUCAGCCACAAUGUAGCACCGGUUCACAAGACUGAAGAUGGUAGGUUCAAAUGCCUCUUCGCCGAAGAGCUCGGCUGUACGGUGACAGCCUCGUCAAUUCUACGUCUGGGGGAGCAUCUUCGCUCUGAACAUGCAGGAAAGACAUUUCUUUGUCCGCUUGCAGAAGCAAGCUCCUGUACAUCGAGGUUCUCUUCUUUUGGAGGGGCACGGCCGCAUGUUGAGACCAAGCACAGAAACAGCCAGUUCCCAUGUCCUUUUGCAAAGGAGGAAAGCUGCACAAUGACCUUCACCACUCGCAACGGUGCACGACAGCAUGCCCAACGGAAGCACGAGACAGUCAUAUAUCCAUGCCCUUAUGCGGAGAGAGAGAGCUGCACUUCUGUCUUCAAGUGUCAAGAUUCCGCAAACCAACAUGGCCGAACUCACGAAACACGAGAGUACUUCUGUCCCUUGGCGAAAGAAUACGGUUGCAAUAAAGUUUUCAGUAAUCUCUCCACUGCUCGCAGGCACUCCCAGACCGACAUGCCAGAUCACAGCAUGAAAAAAAAACGGUUCCCGUGCCCUCUCGCAGAGCAAGAAAACUGUAGUGCUACUUUCGCUGGCACAGACGGCGCUCGCAUACACGCAAAUACUGCACAUAUCGGAGUAUUAUAUUCUUGCCCUGUCGCCAAACAGUUCGACUGUCAUGCAGUAUUCACAAACAAACCGAAUGCUCGAGCUCAUGCGGAGCUCCAUCUUGGAAUCCAGUUCCCAUGCCCUGUUGCAGAAGAGUACACAUGCGGAUCGGCUUUCACGACCGCAGCGCAAGCUACUACCCACGCGAAACUGCAUACCCAUCCUUUUUUCUGCCCGCACCCAAAUUGCUAUAAGCGAUUCGAAACUAGCACAGAUGCUUCGCAGCAUGCAGCUGAUGUCAAUCACUCGACUCAGGGGCUGUUCUUGUGUCCUAUCUCCAUAUGCCGGAGCUCUGUAGCUCGCAAGCCGUUCAAUGCCCGCACAAUAACGACACACUUUGAUAUGCAUAUCAGGCGUGACCACAUUGGCGUCGCUGACGAGCUUGUUCCUCAGCAAUUGGAAUCAUUGACAUUCCGCAGUAGCUUGCUCUUGUUCUUGGAAAUUAUCCAGUGCAUGCGGGUCGACCUAGUGGAUGAAGACGAAUGCAACGACUCUUCGGAGAUGUUGGUGAAAAAUACCAGGCUACUGGACGCAGAGCUAUAUGAUGAUGACGAACCCACUGCAAGCGGGAGCGAUGACAAGCAGCGAGACGAAGGCGUGCUGCAGUUUCUGGAACAAGCAGCUUCAUACGAUUUUGAUUGUGGUGUACUCUCAAAGGAGCAUCGACUCCAUAUUCUUCAACAGAACACGAUUCGGUGGGAGGAUUGCAGAAAGUAUUGCAAGGUGUCACUCAGAAACCUAGGCCUUACAUGUGUCGGCCCAAGCUCUUGUCCGGACCACCUUUGCGUUAAUCGAUGCCCAGAGAGUAUCGUUGUGGAUUUGGAUACGGCGCGUCUCUGGCUAGAGGAGAAGUCUCGUCCUACUUCUAGACUCAAACUGGACUGCCGAUGCGUUCCAUGUCAUUACUAUAAUGCCAUGUCUAAACUCCUUGGCAGCUAUGGUCUAAUGUCCGACAGUGUAAGCGAGGAAUGCACGGAGCGAGACUGCAAGGAGCCGUCAUUUUAUGGCGUGGGGAAAUGUCCUCAGCACAUAAGCCACUUCAUGGCAAGGACGUACCAAGCGAAGAGGGUCGCUGAUCCGAGACGGGCCAUGGAGAUAUUCAAUUCUGCGACUCGGAAAACGUGGACCUUUCCGUCGAAUUACAGAAAAGUGCUUCGUCGGAUAGACGAAAUUCAGCAGGGACAUCGCCAUGGUUCAGAACUCGUUAUUCUCGAUGAUGAAUACUCGCCUUCCUCGCAACAGUUAUGGGAAUUUGCCGUCAUUGAACGAGUUUCUGGGCGUACUCUCAUCAACACCACCAUCGAGCAUCAGACUGGAAUCGAUCAUAAUGAGCUAAAACCGUAUCCUUUCAUGAAAUGGUUAAGUCGGUCAAAAGCUUCGGCCGUUUUUUCACCAUCUCGCCUACCAAGCAUUGACCGCAUGACUGUGCACCAGGUUGCAUCCAAGCUCAAGCAAGUCGGGAUCACACAGGACACGAUAGUCCUAGUUUACCAGGCAGCGACAACAGAUCUAAGACUGCUCAGGGAGCUCUUAGAGUCCUCGGGUUAUUUUGGCAUCCUACCACCAGAUGAGAACUGCGUACCUAUGCUCCAACCUCUUCGCCAGAACCUUUCCAAAGGGAAGCCUGCAGAUCAGAGGAUCUGUUUGAGCCUCGAAAAUCUAUUCCCCAUCAUGUUUCCUCGGCAUUCAUUGAUUGGUCUCAACCACCAAGCGCUCGUGGACUGUCAGCAGACGCGGCUUGUCUGCAUGGCAUUUGAUGAGCUGUGCAAAAGUGUUGAGGAACGAGGAGAGCAGUGGCGUCCAGAUACCGUCCAAAAAGUACCACAGAGAUCUAUUCUUGAUUGGCUUCAAAAGUAA
Fusarium vanettenii 77-13-4 is the source of this 2694-nucleotide messenger RNA. RefSeq lists its product as uncharacterized. Gene Ontology annotation, cellular component: nucleus. The record is from RefSeq and is a predicted model, not a curated record. Gene Ontology annotation, biological process: regulation of transcription by RNA polymerase II. The coding region runs from base 1 to 2694 and encodes 897 amino acids. Lineage: Eukaryota; Fungi; Ascomycota; Sordariomycetes; Hypocreales; Nectriaceae. The transcript has 4 exons.